Messenger RNA from Rhinocladiella mackenziei CBS 650.93, 879 nucleotides. RefSeq lists its product as uncharacterized. The transcript has a single exon. The record is from RefSeq and is a predicted model, not a curated record. The coding region runs from base 1 to 879 and encodes 292 amino acids. NCBI's taxonomy places the organism in Eukaryota, Fungi, Ascomycota, Eurotiomycetes, Chaetothyriales, Herpotrichiellaceae. Gene Ontology annotation, molecular function: oxidoreductase activity, acting on the CH-OH group of donors, NAD or NADP as acceptor.
AUGUCGAAGCCUCUCGUCUUUAUCACUGGCGCUUCUGGCCAUAUCGGCUUCGCCGCUCUAGCACUGCUCCUCAAGAAAGGCUACCGAGCCCGCAUUGCAAGCCGCAAACUCGCAAAGGCCCAAAAACUUAAAGAUCUUCCCACUAUCAAAUCCUAUGUGGACUCCAUUUUCUUCGUUGAGAUCCCAGACUUCUUGGCCAAGAACGCGUUCGAUGAAGCCGUCAAAGAUGUCGGCUACAUUGUCCGCGUCGCCUCACCUAUCCCAGAUGAUUCCCUGGUAGGCCAGGUAUUCGACAUCAAAGAGACAUACAUCGCACCCGCCAUCCAAGGCGACGUCGGCGUGCUUGAAGCCGCCCAAAAAUCCCCUUCGGUCAAGCGCGUGAUCAUCACAUCCUCCGUCGCUGUUCUUUCUCCAAAAGGAGGCUCCACCAGCGUCGGCCCCGACAAUCUCGCUCCACUGCCCAAGAUCGAGAAGAUCGCUCAAAAUCCCUGGAUCGCGUACAGAGCGUCCAAGAUCCUCGCCAACGCAGCGGCUCAAGAGUGGGUUGAAAAACACAAUCCCCAUUUCGAAGUCGUCCAUAUCUUACCCUCGUACGUACAGGGGCGUCAUGAACCCGCGACUUUGGCCCAGGACCUCGUCGACCGCAUCAGCUCCAACAGCACCAUGAUCAAUUUUGUCCUCGGCCACGAAGAGACCCAACCCCGUCCGAGCGACUUGGUUCUCGCCGACGACGUCGCGGCUACGCACGUCGCGGCUCUGGAGUCCAAGGAUCGAGUGGCUGGAGAUCGAGCAUGUGGUGAAGAGAUUGUUUCCCAGGGAAGUCGGGAGCGGUGUCUUGUCUCUUGGUGGCGAGCAACCUGGGUAUGGGUUGAGGUUUGA